Messenger RNA from Ictalurus furcatus (blue catfish), 3056 nucleotides. It is a transcript of the gene rybpb, whose product is annotated as RING1 and YY1 binding protein b. The transcript is spliced from 5 exons. The coding region runs from base 326 to 1093 and encodes 255 amino acids. NCBI's taxonomy places the organism in Eukaryota, Metazoa, Chordata, Actinopteri, Siluriformes, Ictaluridae. Gene Ontology annotation, molecular function: transcription coregulator activity; DNA binding. The record is from RefSeq and is a predicted model, not a curated record. Gene Ontology annotation, cellular component: nucleus. Gene Ontology annotation, biological process: positive regulation of DNA-templated transcription.
GAUCUCAGCACUCAGACGGACUGCUCUUCAGACUCGGACGAAUAAAGACACACGGUUCAUGAGAAAAAGAAAAGAAGAGUUACUGCUGGAGCUAUUUUCGAUUCCGUAGUGAGACUUUAAAGCGAAGGCGGCUGUGAUUGGGCAGUGCGGAGUCACGCGGUGUACACUCGCGCCCGUCCGUGAACGCGACUCUGCCUGCGCUAGCGGCGGCUCGAGCUCUCCGGAUCCUCCUCACAAUUAUUCUUAAUUACUCAAACCUUUUUUUCCGCUUCAUUCCUUUAAUAAGAAACCAUUUUCUUUUCGUGAGACGGUGUUUCCCCCCAUCAUGGGCGACAAAAAGAGCCCGAGCAGGCCAAAAAGACAAGCCAAGCCGGCGGCGGAUGACGGUUACUGGGACUGUAGUGUGUGUACAUUCAGGAACAGCGCGGAAGCGUUUAAAUGCAGCAUCUGCGACGUACGGAAGGGUACAUCCACAAGGAAGCCCAGGAUAAACUCCCAGCUGGUGGCUCAGCAGGUGGCGCAGCAGUACGCCACCCCUCCCCCUGCAAAGAAAGAAAAGAAGGAGAAGCCGGAGAGACCUGAGAAGGAGAGGGCCGAUGGCGAGCGACCAGAGCGGAACCUGCCUGAUGUUGAACACCCAGCCAAGGAGAAGGUUGAGAAGGACCAUGCUGACCAAGAGAAGAAGGACCGAGAGAAAGAAAUCACUGUUGCCCUACCGAAGAAACCCAGCAGCAAAAAGACCAGGCCCAAGAUGGACAACCAUCAAAGCCCACCAAGUGAAAGAAACAGUAUACAGUCUGGGAAAUCAACCACCAAGACUAAAAACUCUCACAUCUCAAGCAGACCCAAAUUGAAGAACGUGGAUCGGAGCACGGCCCAGCAGCUGGCCAUCACGGUGGGGAACGUGACGGUAAUCAUAACGGACUUUAAAGAGAAGACGCGUUCGUCCUCCACGUCCUCCUCGACGGUGACGUCCAGUGCCGCCUCUGAGCAGCAGCACCCGAGCUCGGGCUCCGAGAGCAUGGACAAGAGCUCGUCACGUGCCUCCACUCCUAAACGAGACCUCUCACUUGGCCAUGAUGAGUCAUUCUGAGCCUUCAAACUGCUCUUGGACACUGUGGAGAAUACUGGCUGUUCUGCAGUUCUCCUAUGCCCUGCUCUCAUUCCGCCCAUCUGCUUUCUAUUACCAAAAGAGGGACGAAUAUCUGCUACAUCCCCCACAUUUACACAAACGUUGAUGUGCGCAUACGUUCCCUGAUUGGAGAUAAUUUCAUCUCUCUGGACCCUUAGCAGUGGAUUCUCAGCAUCGUCCUUGGUAGCACUGGAGUGACAGCAGGGCCAAUGAGAUGGCAUCCCCACUCUUGUAUGUAUUGUUUUAUACUUGUAAGUAAACAUCUGGCUGAAUCAACUUCUUUUUUUUUUUUUUUUUUUUUUUUGUGUAUUAAAAAAAAAAAGGUCUGCUGUGCACAAUAACCACCUACACUUUAACAAUUUCCUGAAUAGCUAUGACACUUAUUUAUUAUCUGUCGUGUCUUAAUACUUUGAGAUUUUUCCCAUUGAAGCUUCGCUAAGUAGCAUGGCUGAUGGUUCCAUUUUACAAUUUUAAUGAUAUUUUAAUGCGUUCGAAUUGUUUUCCUGGAGCCCCCUGAGAAACUGUCCCACAUUGGUGCUAGCUACACUGUGAAUCCCUUUUUUUUUUUUUUUUUUUUUUUUUUUUCUCUUUUUUCUUUCUUUUUUUUUUUCUUUCCUGCUCAGACUGUCUUUCACACUUCAAGGUCCUUAAGCUUAAAGCCUAUUUCACUCAUUUUUCUGCCAUUCCACAUCAGCUAUUCUUUUUUUUUUUUUUUUUUUUUUUCUUUUCUUCCUUCCUUCCUUCCUUUCUUUCUUUCUCUCCCCCAAGUGAGUGCUGGCUGUCUGCUUUUCAUGGUGGCAUUUUCAGCCCUCGUUUUGCCUGGCAGGUCUGAUUUCUAGCUUUUCCACAGUCCAGACUUUGUAACCUGGUCCCUGUGAUGCCUGUCUUUUGACAUCUGUGAAUAGAACCUCAUAUUUUACACUUGCAGUGCAGUUUAUAUGAAUUAAUGGCAUUGUUUGGCAGAGGUAUUUUGUAACUUAUUGGUUAUUUAUGGCAUGUAGUACAAACACUAAACACGUUUAAGUUAAGAAACUAGUCUAAUUGGUCUGGUUUUAAGUUAUGCCAUACCGACCCACAUUAUCAUUUUCUUACAGAGUGCAUUCCAGCAUACCUGAAUCACAGUUACAGCUUCAGACUUUUUGUUUGGUGAAGGAUAAAGUAAGACAAAAUGAAGAUCUAGACUGUAACUUGGGACUCGGGUGACUUACUAAUUGUUUAGAACCGCAUGAUCUCGCUGAAGGGAAACAGAGGACACAAUAAGUUUGUGUUUUUUCUUCUUUUUGGUCACAUUGUCCAGAGUGUUCAGCUGUGUUUCAGACAAAAUCUCACACCCUGCCAUAAUGGCCAACAAUAAGAGUACUAAUGCCUAACUAUCCCUUAAAAAAAAAAAAAAAUUAAAAUAAAUAAUCCACUUAGCUUCCUCUUGAACUGUAUUAAAAAUGUAUAAAGUAUGUGUAUAUGAUACGAGUUUUAUUUAUUGAAGGACCAAAGGAAUUUGAUAUUGACAUGAUAGACAAAUAAUUUGAAUUGUAAUGAUCAUAUGUGUGAUAUACAGUAUAUAUAAUACAUUUUAAAUAAAAUCUAAUAUAAUCCAUAUCUAAUUCUUGCUAAUUCUUGUCCACAACAUACUGUGAAACUCAUCAGUUGCUUUGGAAUCAAACCUGUAAAGACCACAUCAGCGUUAGAUGUUGUACAUUACAGCGUCGGUUCUUCCAAGACGCGGUCAGUUAGAGGGUCACUUCUUGUACAACAGUAUUGCAAUAUUUAAAGUUUGGUCAUCAAUUGAAUUGCUUAAUAAGUAAUGUUCUAGUAACCGGUUAAUGUUUAGAAUCAGAAGUGUGAACAGCUGUGAAAUAGAUCACUUGUGUAUCACUUGUAACAGAAUUGAAGACUUGGUUUUUACUCCUCCAGUGACGGGAUGAAU